AUGGAACCAUUCAUUACUACAUUUGCUGCAAUAGACAAACGAGGAGCGAAUGUCAUCACAAUUAAUGAACUACGUAAUUAUGUUGCAGAGAAUCAUUUAGAUAAAGAAAUGAUAUUGAAAUGGCAAAUACUGUUCGAUCCUGAGGGAACAGGAAAGAUAACUUUUCGAAGAUUUUGUGAGGUUCUUGGAGUUCAACCGGAGAGACCUCAAAUUACAAUCAAGAAACCAUUGUAUGGAGUGCCCUCAACAGGUUUACGACCUGAAAUCUUAGUUAUCAUGCAAGAACUACCAUUACAAGAUCAAAUCAAAAUAUCAGAAGAAGCCUAUAGACUUACUCAACCACAAGAUAGGUUUGUGGAAAAAGAAGCUUCAGAUAAACUUAAAAGAUGGCUUGAUGCAACAUAUGGUCGACAUUGGCAUGUGACUAUUGUCAAAGGUUCAUAUUGGACAACUUAUACACAUAUUCCAAAUCAUUCAUUUCACUUUAAAAUCAAUCAACAUUCAUUCAUCAUUUAUCGUACAAAUGAAUAA
Messenger RNA from Schistosoma turkestanicum, 531 nucleotides. The record is from the annotation of a GenBank genome assembly. Lineage: Eukaryota; Metazoa; Platyhelminthes; Trematoda; Strigeidida; Schistosomatidae.